Molecule: messenger RNA, 723 nt
Organism: Paramecium tetraurelia
Lineage: Eukaryota; Ciliophora; Oligohymenophorea; Peniculida; Parameciidae
Exons: 3
Source: RefSeq, a predicted model, not a curated record
AUGUAUUCAGAUAAUAACAAUGCUCAUUCCGAAAUUAGAAUCAGAUAACUGUUAUACUUUAAAUAGCCACCUUAAACCACUCUACCCACCAAUCGAAGUGCUAUGAAACUUCAGACUCUCGAACAUAAAUUGGGAAGGACCAAUAAAAAUUUUACAGGCUAUUCAAAAAGUUAAAGUGAUACUCGUCCAUUUUUUGAGAAUUUCAUGGAAAAAACAGAUCAAAUAACAUCCUUUGGAUUCAAGUAUCCCUUCAAUGUGGAGGAGUUUUAAAACACCAAUGCAUAAAUUCACUUUUUGGAAGUGUUCACUCAUUCACAGCAAUUAAUACAAAAUUACAUUUCGGAUAGCAAACGCACUUUGGCUCAAUUGAAGGAGUAGUCUAAGCAAAUCAAGGAGGAGAUGGAUUAGAUGAAGGAGCAAACAGAGAGGAAUAUAUAAAAAAUAGAGGAUUAAUUCAAUGAGGCAGUUUAAACGAAGCAAAGGUAAUUGAAGGAGGAUUACGUUGCUUAUUCAACAGAGUCCUAUCGAUUGAAUAAGGAAAUUAGCAAAUUGACUAAGGAUAAAUUGCAUAUGGAAGAAUAGUCUAUUCAUUUGCUAUAGAAAAUAAUCAAAUUAGAGAAACAGAUGCAGGGUGUGGAAAUGGAUUUAAUGUGUGAAAAUGAAUAGGAGUUAUAAUCGUAAUUAAGAGGCACAUUUCAUAACACAAAAAGCAUAACACACUGA